AUGGCUUUAACUCACAAUGUAUGGGCAUUUGUGUUUGGAAUCAUGGGUAACAUCAUAUCAUUCGUCGUGUUUUUGGCCCCGGUGCCAACCUUUGUAAGGAUAUGCAAGAAGAAAUCGACAGAAGGUUUUCAGUCUCUUCCCUAUGUUUCAGCGCUCUUUAGCGCGAUGCUAUGGAUUUACUACGCUAUGCAAAAGGAUGGCUCAGGCUUCCUUCUCAUUACCAUAAACGCUGUUGGGUGUUUCAUCGAAACCAUCUACAUCGUCCUCUUCGUAACCUAUGCUAACAAGAAAACUAGAAUGUCCACUUUGAAGGUUCUUGGCCUCUUGAAUUUUUUGGGUUUUGCCGCCAUUGUUCUUGUCUGCGAGCUCUUGACAAAAGGAUCGACACGUGAGAAAGUUCUUGGAGGGAUUUGCGUUGGAUUUUCUGUCAGUGUUUUCGCAGCUCCUUUAAGUAUCAUGAGAGUGGUAGUACGAACAAGAAGUGUGGAGUUUAUGCCAUUCUCUUUAUCGUUGUUUCUUACACUCAGCGCCGUCACGUGGCUCUUCUACGGUCUCUCUAUUAAAGACUUCUACGUUGCGCUUCCAAAUGUAUUGGGCGCGUUCUUAGGAGCUGUUCAAAUGAUUCUCUACGUAAUAUUCAAAUACUACAAAACUCCGGUGGAGCAGAAGACAGAGAAGUCCAAAACGGUGUCGGAUCAUUCCAUCGACAUAGCGAAGCUAACCACCGUUUUACCUGGUCCAGUUUUGGAUUCAGCGGGUCAUCCACCGUCUGCUAUCCAUAGUGUUCCCGAGACUCAGAUGAGCCAGAACAUGACCGGUCCGAAAGACCAGAAUAACAAGGAUGUCCAGAACCAAAACCAAGUUUGA
Arabis nemorensis is the source of this 867-nucleotide messenger RNA. The record is from the annotation of a GenBank genome assembly. Lineage: Eukaryota; Viridiplantae; Streptophyta; Magnoliopsida; Brassicales; Brassicaceae.